Molecule: messenger RNA, 1317 nt
Organism: Lutzomyia longipalpis
Lineage: Eukaryota; Metazoa; Arthropoda; Insecta; Diptera; Psychodidae
Gene: Arr1
Product: phosrestin-2
Exons: 2
Coding region: 61-1212 (383 amino acids)
Biological process (GO): G protein-coupled receptor internalization; signal transduction
Cellular component (GO): cytoplasm
Molecular function (GO): G protein-coupled receptor binding
Source: RefSeq, a predicted model, not a curated record
AGAAGUUUUCUGAAUUUUCAAGUGAAUUUUUACACAGUGCCAAAAGAGAAAGAAGCAAAAAUGGUGGUGAACUUCAAGGUGUUCAAGAAAUCCUCCCCAAAUGGAAAGAUUACGCUGUACAUGGGGAAGCGCGACUUUGUGGAUCAUCUAUCGGCAGUUGAACCAAUUGAUGGUGUUAUGGUGCUGGAUGAUGAAUACGUGCGGGAGCAACGAAGAAUUUUCGGUCAAGUCGUUUGUUCUUUCCGCUAUGGUCGCGAAGAGGAUGAAGUGAUGGGCUUGAACUUCCAGAAGGAACUCUACUUGGCCUCAGAGAUGAUCUACCCACCCAAGGAGAAGUCCCAGCAAUCGCUGACUAAGCUGCAGGAACGUCUGCUGAAGAAACUCGGUCCUAAUGCUUUUCCAUUUACUUUUACAAUCCAACCUAGUGCUCCGGCUUCAAUAACUCUCCAACAGGGACCUGAUGAGGAAGGUGAUCCCUGUGGGGUGCAGUACUUUGUCAAGCUCUUCACGGGAGAAUCUGAAUCCGAUAGGUCGCAUCGACGAUCAACGGUUACACUGGGAAUCCGUAAAGUCCAGUACGCUCCAACGAAGCAAGGUGCUCAGCCUUGUACAGUUGUCCGGAAGGACUUUAUGUUGAGUCCUGGAGAACUGGAGUUGGAAGUUACUCUCGAUAAGCAGCUCUAUCAUCACGGUGAGAGGAUUGGCGUUAACAUCUGUAUCCGCAAUAAUUCCAACAAAGUCGUGAAGAAGAUUAAGGCCAUGGUACAGCAGGGAGUGGAUGUCGUUCUCUUCCAGAAUGGUCAGUACCGCAAUACUGUUGCAACCAUGGAGACAAGUGAAGGGUGCCCCAUACAGCCAGGAUCGAGCCUGCAGAAGGUCAUGUAUCUCAUGCCUGUAAUCAGCUCUAACAAAUUCCGUCGAGGUAUUGCUCUUGAGGGGCAAUUCAAGCGCGUCGAUGGUGCUCUAGCUUCAACGGUUUUACUUGCUAAUCCCGAACAAAGGGAUGCUUUUGGGAUUAUUGUGUCGUACGCCGUGAAAGUAAAGCUCUUCCUCGGAGCACUCGGUGGGGAAGUCUCUGCUGAACUUCCAUUCGUUCUCAUGAACCCCAAGCCCAAUCCCAAGGCUAGACUUAUGCAAGCCGAUAGUCAGGCUGAAGUUGAAAGCUUCCGUCAAGACACUGUGGACCGUGGAAUGUCCAUGGAUGAAUAUUGAUUCAGCUUUCCCAAAAUAAUGAUCUUAUAUACCUAUUUAUUAUUUUUUGUUGCAUGAUUGAGACUUAAAAUAAACUAUUUAUUGAAAUAAAAUAAUAAAAAUUUA